Messenger RNA from Gymnogyps californianus (California condor), 2275 nucleotides. RefSeq names its product potassium voltage-gated channel modifier subfamily G member 3 (gene KCNG3). The transcript has 2 exons. The record is from RefSeq and is a predicted model, not a curated record. Gene Ontology annotation, cellular component: voltage-gated potassium channel complex; membrane. The coding region runs from base 1 to 1302 and encodes 433 amino acids. NCBI's taxonomy places the organism in Eukaryota, Metazoa, Chordata, Aves, Accipitriformes, Cathartidae. Gene Ontology annotation, biological process: protein homooligomerization; potassium ion transmembrane transport. Gene Ontology annotation, molecular function: delayed rectifier potassium channel activity; protein binding.
AUGAACUUUGGCCGCGGCCCCUCGGUGGUGUUGAACGUCGGGGGCACCCGGUACUCCUUCUCCCGGGAGGUGCUGAAGGAUUUCCCGCUGCGGCGGGUGAGCCGCCUGCACGGCUGCCUCUCGGAGCAGGACGUGCUGGAGGUGUGCGACGACUACGACCGGGAGCGGAACGAGUACUUCUUCGACCGGCACUCGGAGGCCUUCGGCUUCAUCAUGCUGUACGUGCGGCACGGCCACCUGCGCUUCGUGCCGCACAUGUGCGAGCUCUCCUUCUACAACGAGAUGAUCUACUGGGGGCUGGAGGGCUCCCACCUCGACUACUGCUGCCAGCGCCGCCUCGACGACCGCAUGUCCGAGACGUGCACCUACUACGCGGCGGAGGAGCCGCCGGGGGAGCCGGCCGGCGGCCCCGAGGGCAAGGGCCGGCGGCCGCCGGGAGCCGAGGGCGGGAAGUGGCUGGAGAGGAUGAGGAGGACUUUCGAGGAGCCCACGUCUUCCGUGGCCGCCCAGAUCCUGGCCACCGUCUCCAUCCUCUUCGUCAUCGUGUCCAUGGUGGUGCUGUGCGCCAGCACCCUGCCCGAGUGGCGGGCGCCGGAGAACCGCAGCGUGGAGGAGCAGAGCAGGUACACAGCAGAGUCAGUGAGGGAGCCCUCAGGGAUAAUUGAAGCUAUCUGCAUAGGCUGGUUCACUGCAGAGUGCAUUGUGAGGUUCAUCGUCUCCAAAAACAAGUGUGAGUUUGUCAGAAGACCUCUCAACAUCAUUGAUUUACUGGCAAUUACUCCUUACUACAUCUCUGUUCUAAUGACAGUUUUCACAGGGGAAAAUUCGCAGCUUCAGAGGGCUGGAGUCACCCUGAGGGUCUUAAGAAUGAUGAGGAUUUUUUGGGUGAUUAAACUGGCUCGUCAUUUCAUUGGCCUUCAAACACUUGGUCUGACUCUGAAGCGUUGUUACAGAGAGAUGGUGAUGCUACUUGUCUUUAUCUGUGUUGCUAUGGCAAUUUUCAGUGCACUUUCCCAGCUUCUUGAAAAUGGGCUGGACUUGGGAACCAAGAAUAAGGAUUAUGCCAGCAUUCCUGCUGCUUGUUGGUGGGUGAUCAUCUCAAUGACCACGGUUGGUUAUGGUGACAUGUGUCCCAUCACUGUACCAGGAAGGAUUCUUGGAGGAAUUUGUGUGGUUAGUGGCAUCGUUUUAUUAGCCUUGCCGAUCACUUUCAUUUAUCACAGCUUUGUGCAAUGUUACCAUGAGCUCAAGUUCCGAUCCGCUAGGUACAGUAGAAGCCUCUCUGCUGAAUUCUUAAAUUGACCAAACUUGCAUUCUGUUGUAGUUACUUGCUAAGCUUUGUCUUAGAAGAGAAUGGUGGAAGGUCCCUUCGCGUGUCCUCCUUGACUGGAUGGUCCUAUGGAACAACAUUCUCGCCAGCCUGGAGAAAGCCCGUCACCAUUCAGACAGGAAGGAUGGCCAUCUGCCUUGGGCACCUUGCAGGGAGAGGGAGCGAUGUUUCAAAUUUGAGAGAACAAAAUUAACAAAAGAGGAUUCAGAAGUCCUCAACCAGACCAGUUUGGUCUUCAGUUUGCCUUUCCACACAAAACCAGAACAAAAAAUGGGCUUAACGCUGAGAUAUGUCAUUCCCAUAAUUACAUCCUAUACCAUUCUAAGCAACGUGUAGCAGAAGUUUUUCAAAGAUUUCAGUAUCUGAAUGCUCCAUAGAGGCAUCGAUAACUUCUUGCCUGAAGUAUCUCCACUUUUAACUCAGAUAACAGAAUUAGAUACUGAAGGAGAAUCACUGCUACUUUUGAGCUUCGCAACAGAGUAGAGCUGGUUCUGUAACUCAGGAAAGAUGAAGAAUAUAGGUCUGUAGGGCAAAAAUCUUGAGGCCUGAUUCUGAUCUUUGAUGAAGCACACAAAUCUUCUGUAAAACCAGUGAAGUCAGUGGCAUUGCUCUGAAUUUGAUAAUUCAAAGAAGUGCAAGAAGUGCGCCUCUGAAUGUUGUAGCAAGGACUUCCUCAGCCACAAUUAAUUUCUUCUCUGGAACCAAAUUGUUAGUAGAAACAAGUGUUGUACUUUAUAAAGAUCAGCAUAAAAAAAUCAGGCAUUGAUAAAUAUAUUUUCUGGUAGCUUAGUGGGGGAGCUAUCGCAAUUUUACAUACAUUCAGUUCAACUCCAUCCACCUGAAGUUACAUACUCAUAAGCAUAGAUUUUUUUCCUCCCAUUUAAUUAAGCAUAUAUAUCAUAGUGAAAGUUCUCUAAGACAAAUUAUAAGAUUCCAUCACUUGAA